AUGUCUCCUGAUGGCGAUAACAAGGAUGGUGAUCAGAAGAAGGGCGGCAUCGCUGCUGGUGUUGGCUGGGUUACUUCGACGGUUGGGAACGGCGUGAGCGGCGUGGUGGGCACGGCCGGCAACGUCGUGGGCGCUGCCGGGCGCGGCGUCGGCGACACGGUCACGUCUACGACGGGGGAGGUGGGCCGGCCGGUCGGCGACGCGGUCAAGUUCGUGACGGGCGGGAUCGAGGGCGGGGCGGCGAGCGUGGCUGGGGGGGUGAAGAAGGCGGGAGGAGGUGGUGAUGGUGGGGGGAAGUAG
Drepanopeziza brunnea f. sp. 'multigermtubi' MB_m1 is the source of this 300-nucleotide messenger RNA. Lineage: Eukaryota; Fungi; Ascomycota; Leotiomycetes; Helotiales; Drepanopezizaceae. The record is from RefSeq and is a predicted model, not a curated record.